ACAGUCGGCGCGCGCAUGCGCUACGUGUUUGACGUAUUUUAUGUUGUCAAUUGACAGUUCAUUUCAUUCGCGUUUACAUGACGUUUAGAAAAAGUGGUUUUCGGGAUUUUUAUUUUGAAUUGAGUGUUUUAUAAUGGAAAGAAAUUCCCGCAAUCAUUCGUCGACCAUGGACCGUGACUCGAGAUUAAUUAUACGAAAAAUUCUGUUGGAUUUCCUUAUUUUGUUUUGCAUUGGAUUUAUGAUCCUUGCGUUCUACCUGUGGGGUGAUCCGUACAAGCGUGGUUUCUUCUGCGACGAUGAGUCUCUCAAGCAUCCUUACAAGGAUUCCACUGUCACUAACGUCAUGCUGUACAUCGUCGGACUUGGUGUACCUGUGUUUACGAUGGUGUUAACGGAAUGGAUACGUCUUCGGGACUACAAAGGCGGUCGAUCCCGCAACGUGCUAGGUCGAGAGCUGCCAGCCUGGCUUUGGGAGGUGUACAAAGUGGUGGGCGUGUUCCUCUUCGGCUGUGCUUGUCAGCAGCUGACAACAGAUGUCGCUAAAUACACCAUCGGGAGACUGCGACCGCAUUUCUUUAAUGUCUGCAACCCGGAUAUCGACUGUACACUGCCAGAAAACAAAUGGAGAUACAUAGAAACCUUCACAUGUCAGGAGCGGGAUCCUAAGCUGCUCAAAGAAAUGCGACUCUCCUUCCCUAGUGGACAUUCUUCCUUCUCUGCGUAUACUAUGAUUUACUUCGCGAUAUACCUACAGAAGCGUUUCACGUGGCGUGGCUCUAAGCUGCUACGACACAGUGUGCAGUUUCUUCUGCUCAUGAUGGCCUGGUACACGGUGAUGACGCGCGUCUCUGACUACAAGCACCACUGGAGCGACGUACUCGCCGGGUUUAGUAUCGGCCUCAUCUACGCCGUUGUUAUUUACGCAUUCGUGUCCGAUCUACGUAAGACAUCGAGACGUCAAACGAACGUACACAACAAUGAAUUGCACGGGAAUGGCAACACGCGUGCUGCCGGCUGGCCCGUCUGACUGCCGGCCGAGGAUCAGCCAGCGGAAGAAGAACCCUGACACCCGCCCAACGUCUCGUGGAUAUCACACGAGUACGUUGAAAUACAGGACAGAUAAGUCGGACUAUUAUUAUAUGUGUGAGAAAGUGUGCACGCCUCGAGAUACUUUGGUCUUCCUGUAUAUCUUCGUUUGGGUUAUUUACUAUCACAAAAUCGUUUAAUAGUGACUUAAGCAAGCCCUUAGUGUAGUUUUCUUGUACUAAAUCAAGCUUAAGUGACUCGCUUAUGAUCAUUAAUCAGCCUGUUCCAUGUAUAAAGUCUGCAAAUGCUUAUAAAAAAGCGUAGAAGGUAGCUAAAUAUGGAAAUAGAACUUUUUAAAAUAUUUUAACGCUUCUAGCCAUAAUAAUUGAUUGAAUUCGCAGCUUUCUAUUUUGUGUUUCCACUGCACAAAAACAUAUUUUUAUCUCUGUAUUUAUAAGGUCAAUGAGAUGGAUAGCAACAUGUUUUUGGACAGGUGUUUCGUCAGUGAAAACGCAACAUUUGAUCAUGGCAGCUCACUAUAUGUCAAAAAUUAUUUAUGAAUGAAUGAAUGGUUGUGAAGAAAUAUAUAAAUGU
Papilio machaon (common yellow swallowtail) is the source of this 1620-nucleotide messenger RNA. Its product is annotated as putative phosphatidate phosphatase. NCBI's taxonomy places the organism in Eukaryota, Metazoa, Arthropoda, Insecta, Lepidoptera, Papilionidae. Gene Ontology annotation, molecular function: phosphatidate phosphatase activity. The record is from RefSeq and is a predicted model, not a curated record. Bases 134 to 1027 code for a protein of 297 amino acids. Gene Ontology annotation, biological process: phospholipid dephosphorylation; signal transduction; phospholipid metabolic process. The transcript has 6 exons.